This is a messenger RNA of Pichia membranifaciens NRRL Y-2026, 1230 nucleotides long. RefSeq lists its product as hypothetical. Bases 1 to 1230 code for a protein of 409 amino acids. Lineage: Eukaryota; Fungi; Ascomycota; Pichiomycetes; Pichiales; Pichiaceae. The transcript has a single exon. Gene Ontology annotation, biological process: iron ion transmembrane transport. The record is from RefSeq and is a predicted model, not a curated record. Gene Ontology annotation, molecular function: ferrous iron transmembrane transporter activity. Gene Ontology annotation, cellular component: high-affinity iron permease complex; plasma membrane.
AUGAACGACAUUUUCAAUGUGCAGAUCUUCUUCGUGGUCUUCAGAGAAGCGUUGGAGGCCGUCAUCGUCGUCUCCGUCCUUCUAGCGUUCGUCAAACAGAGUAUCGGUAACAAGAACCCAGCUGUGACCAAGAAGUUGGUUCGCCAAAUUUGGUUUGGAACGUUUGGCGGUAUCUUCAUUUGUUUGGCUAUCGGUUGUGCGUUCAUCGGAGCCUACUACUCGUUGAAGAACGAUAUCUGGUCCAAAACAGAAGACUUAUACGAGGGUAUCAUGUGCAUGAUUGCAACCAUUUUGAUCACGAUGAUGGGUAUUGCCAUGCUUAGAGUCAACAAGAUGCAGGCCAAGUGGAGAGUCAAGAUUGCCAGAUCGCUUGUGACCCCGCCAGAGAAGAAGAGUGAGAGAAUGAAGUGUGGCUACAUUGUCAAGAGAUACUCCAUGUUCAUUUUGCCCUUCAUCACCACCCUUAGAGAAGGUCUAGAAGCCGUUGUCUUCGUCGGUGGUGUCGGUAUCGGGUCCUCCGCAAAGUCGUUCCCGCUACCUGUCGUCUGUGGUUUGUUUGCCGGCGCCCUCGUCGGUGGCUUCAUGUACUACGGUGGUUCCGCCAUCUCGCUACAGAUCUUCCUCUGUAUCUCCACCGCCAUCUUGUACUUGAUUUCCGCCGGUUUGUUCUCCAGAGGUGUCUGGUUCUUCGAAAACUACGUGUUCAACCUCCAGACCGGAGGUGAUGCAGCCGAAAAUGGUUCCGGACCAGGCACAUACAACAUCCACAAAACUGUCUGGCACGUCAACUGCUGCAACCCGCUCAUAGACGAAGGUUGGGAUGUCUUCAACUCCUUACUCGGCUGGCAAAAUACUGCUACCUACGGGUCGAUUUUAGCCUACAACCUCUACUGGCUUGCCCUCAUUGUCACCCUAGGUUUGAUGCUUUUCGAGGAAAAGAGGGGCCACUUACCAUUCUGCAAGUCGCUAACUUUGAGAAAGUUGAACCCAAUGUACCACGUCAAGAACAAAAAGAAGAACGAGCUAAGUGAUGCGGAAGCAGCCCGCUUGUUCGAAGAAGCCCGUAACCAGUUACAAGAAAGAGUUUCGCUGGAGGACACCGACGCAAGUGCCGACUCUCACAAUGUCGAACUCGACGUUCUGAGAGAAGGCACAUCUGCAAACAAGGCAGAGAGCAGCAUCGAGUUUCACACAGUUCCUUUGGAUAAAAAAGAGAGCUUGGCUACCUAA